This is a messenger RNA of Schistocerca cancellata (South American locust), 1260 nucleotides long. RefSeq lists its product as uncharacterized. The transcript has a single exon. Lineage: Eukaryota; Metazoa; Arthropoda; Insecta; Orthoptera; Acrididae. Bases 1 to 1260 code for a protein of 419 amino acids. The record is from RefSeq and is a predicted model, not a curated record.
AUGACUGCAUACGAUUUUCAACUUUUUACUAUUGUCGUUGUUGAUAGAUAUGGUGCUGGAAUGCCAGUUGCAUUUUGUUUUUCAAAUAGGGGAGACAUGUGCUUACUGUCUUUUUAUUUCAAAUGUGUGAGAGAAAGGGUGGGCACUGUAAAGAUCAAUGUGUUUAUGUCUGACGAUGCACCAGCAUUUUAUAAUGCAUGGUCAGCAGUAAUGGGACCUGUACCAAACGAGUUGCUGUGUUCUUGGCAUAUACAACGGAACUGGUCUAAGAAUUUAAGGAGAAUUUCUGGGUGUAGUGAGAAAAAAUCAGCAGUGUUUAGUUCACUAAAGCGACUUCAGACUGAACUGGAUAUAGAUGUAUUUAGUUGUAGUCUGGAGAAAGUGGUGGAAGACUUAUUGAAUGAUCCGGAUACUGCAGAAUUUAGCAGGUACUUUAAGAUGUACUGCCAGCGAGUGGAAAAGUGGGCGUAUUGUUUUAGGCACCGAUUGGGCAUUAAUACAAACAAUUACUUGGAGUCCCUACAUAAAGUUAUUAAAUACAGUUAUCUAGAAGGGAAAAAGUGCAGAAGGCUGGAUAAGUCAUUAAAUGCUUUGUUAUGUUUAGUGAGAGGCAAAGUAUAUGAGGGCUUAGUGAAGCUCUCAAAACGUAAACAGUGCUCUAGGGCGUCAAGAGUGAAAGCAAGCCACAACGAUAGCUCAGCUAUAACAAAUGGGAAGAUUUUAUGCAGGGGUGAAGGGUUGUGGGAAGUUUUUUCUUCCCCUGGUUGUGAAGUGUAUGUUGUUGUAACAAAUUCAGAACUGAUAUGCGAAAGAAAAUGUUCACUUAAGUGUAACACCUGCAACAUAUGUGUACAUUCGUAUAAAUGCAGCUGUUUAGACAACAUUUUGAAUUUUAACAUAUGUAAGCAUAUACAUGCAUGUGGCAAAUCACUGUCUGGUGCUGUCCAGGAGAGUGAACAGUGUUCCUUGCCCUCUAGUGCAGACAAUGAAUAUAUGUCAGCAUUGCUUUCUGGCAAUUCAGAAAAAUCUGCUGACACAUUUGAACAGGAUGUGAUGUCUCACUGUGAAACUAUAGUUGCACUCAGCAAAGGAACACAGUGUGGACCGGAGACUAAGGCCAAAGUAUUGAAGGAUCUGAAGAAGAUCAUUGGCAAUCUUAAUAAAGAUUUUUCUUUCUCAGAAGAAAACACAGUAAAUGUGAAUGCCAAGAUUGAAUCUCAGGCUAGAUUUUUUUCCACAAAGCAGAGAAGGAUUUUGUGA